GAUGUAAAGAAUCCAUAUGUGCAGGAAUACAAGGUGCUCAAAGGCAAGCUGAAAGGUGUCUUCAGUAACCUCAAACCCGAUGAGAUCGAGAUCGAGGAUAGUGCAUUGUACUUCUUGGCCAGCACGGCAGGACUUGAUCAGCUUGCGGUAUACAAAGAGCUAAUGGCUGGAAUCGUCACUGCGCAAGAUCUCAUCGCUGCUCUCGCAUCACAUCACACUCGAGUGAGCAAUGAUUCUGUCGAGGGGGUCCUAACUCGUGAACGAAUCAAGCAAGAGUUUGAGCUGCUGGAAGCAGAGGUAAGGGAGUAUGAGAGAAGAAUAAUGCAGCAAUAG
Ostertagia ostertagi is the source of this 333-nucleotide messenger RNA. NCBI's taxonomy places the organism in Eukaryota, Metazoa, Nematoda, Chromadorea, Rhabditida, Trichostrongylidae. The record is from the annotation of a GenBank genome assembly.